This is a messenger RNA of Petromyzon marinus (sea lamprey), 3085 nucleotides long. The record is from RefSeq and is a predicted model, not a curated record. Lineage: Eukaryota; Metazoa; Chordata; Hyperoartia; Petromyzontiformes; Petromyzontidae.
CAUGAGCUUCCUCCAAAGAGGACGAUCUUGACACCGCUGGUACCAGUCUUUGGCGAAUCCACUCAGCUCCACAUCAGCCCAUCUAUUUUCCAGCCCGUGUUGUGCCCGUUUAGCCCCCUCUAUCUGGCCAAACAGAAGAUGCUUAGGCAUACAGUGGCUGGACAUGUCAGCUACAUGACCCAGCUAACGCAGCCUUACCUUCCAGAGGAGCUCACUGAUAGAAUUUGUAAGCUCCUCACGCAAUACAGCUUGGUUAAACGCAGGAUGGAUCAUAGGCAGGCCAGCCUGAAUUUUCUACCUGGCAUAGAUGUUCCAUUAGAGGGAUCCACGUUUCACAAGCAUAGAUAAGGGAGGGCAUGACUAGCCGUCAAGCUUUGUGUAGAGCGAUAGACCAGGACACUUCCACACAACAGUAUGCAGGCAAUGAAAAGAUAAUGCCGCCUAACUGAUUCGGAGUGAGACCUCACCUGUCAAACCAGAGCUAGUCAUAAGCAUACUUCCCAGGUAUGGAAAACUCUCCACUCUCUCCACAACUACUCCAUCACCAGUGGGGAGUUGAUGGGGUGAAUUGUUUGAUGGCACAAAAUACCCAGGCAGAUGCUUAGUUUCGGUGAGGCUGAUGGUAAGACGUCACCUCUUAGUGGCACACUCCAGGUAUAGCAGCAGUGCCUCCAACUCCUCUGAGUGAACAGCAAUUACCCACGACAGCCUGGAACUUAAGAGCUUCCCAUACCUCACCGCCACACUCCCCCACCGCCUUCAUUAUUUUGUUCAAAGAAAGUGCCACUCCUUGUGGUUUGGCAGUUUACUGCCCCGAGUGGAAAACAGUUCACUCAUGAUAACUGGAGCCAGAACCGAUAUACUGGACCUCGUGUAUUCCACAGAGGUCCAGGUGGUACCCGUCCAUAUCCUGCCAAAGGAGUUGCAGCCUCACCUCUGCAAUGAUAAUUUGAACAUUCCACGUGGCCAAUCGCAGCAAUAACCUGUUCCUGGAGGAACCCCAAGAUGGGGGGGGGGGGGGGGGUGGGGUUAAUUCCAUCUCUGCCAAAUGGAGUUUGGCCAGUAGGCGUCAUAAACACUUGUCCUCUGGGGCCUCCAGCAUGAGCUUAUUUCAGUGUUUCCACCGUGGUGCUUGGUAGAACAAGUGCAGCCCCUCGCACACACAUGUCCAUACAAAGACGUACAUACAAGCACAUGCACAAACAUGAGCUAAUUAGCAGAUGAACGUUGUGUCUGUUUCACUCCACAGGAGAUGUGCUGUUCAAGGUGGGGAAGGCAAAAUUGCUUGGCUUCAGACUCUUACACAUCUCAUCCAUGGUGAACGCGAUAAAGACUGGUACUGCUAUACGCGUCACUGUGUACAGGAACUUCAUCCCACUGCUGGGGCAAUGCACCACCAAUACCACUGCUGCUGUUGCUGCUCCGGAUGCUGGCCAUGCGACCAGGGCAACAACGUGCUCGCGGUGCAGGGCGUCCCACUACCCGCUGGGGAAGGUGUCCCCACGGAAACUGUCCAUGCAGACCACUGGACCGUCUGCUCACAGCAAAGUGGUACUUCACGGGAACACCUGUGCAGACCAUAAUAAAAAGGAACAGUUUAAAAAAGACUUACAGGAGGAGCAGCAGCCACAUCAGCAAAAGCAGAAAAACAAGGAACAUGCUACCAUGACAGCCGUGAGCACCACCACCAAUGUCACUGCUGCUGCUCCGGAUAAUGGCCUCACCACCAGAGCAAGCACAUCCCCACAGGCCAGGGAGUCCCAUAACUCGCUGAUGAAGAUGUCCCCUGGGAAAGACUUGCAGGAGCAGCAGCAGCCGCAUCAGCUACAGCAGAAAAAAACAAUUCAGCUUGAAUUCAUGCGCGUUGGUUACGAGCGGACUGUAGAAAUUGUCAUACCAGAGUCCAGGGUGGGGUCGACUCAGGGCACCUGCAAGGGACAGGAGGUGAAAAAGAAGGAAGUCCUCUCAGACAAGGAAGAUGCCACCACAACUGCCGUGAGCACCGCCACCACCACCACCACCAAUGUCACCGCCGCUGCUCGGGAUAAUGACCCCGCCAUCAGAGCAUGCACGUGCCAACAGCCCAGGAAGUUCCACGACUCGCUGAUAAAGAUGUCCCCUGGGAAAGACUUGCAGGAGCAGCAGCAGCCGCAUCAGCUACAGCAGAAAAAAACAAUUCAGCUUGAAUUCAUGCGCGUUGGCUACGAGCGGACUGUGGAAAUUGACAUUCCAGAGUCCAUGGUGGGGUCAACUCAGGGACAGAAGAUGGAAAAGGAGGCGGUCACGGUGCAGUCCCGGAAGAAGGAAGUCCUCUCGGACAAGGAAGAUGCCACCACGACUGCUGUGAGCGCCGCCACCACCACCACCAAUGUCACCGCCGCUGCUCGUGAUAAUGACCCCGCCAUCAGAGCAUGCACGUGCCCACAUCCCAGGGAGUUUCACGACUCGCUGAUAGAGAUGCCCGCUGUGAAGCUGUACGCACCAACCAGCAGGUGGACUCUCCAAAGCCACCUACUGUACAAGAGCAGCCGUGCAGUCCUCGAGCAACAGGAUCUCAAAGAAUAUGCACAGUGGCAAUAUCAGCAGCAGCAGGAGCAUAUUCAGCGCAGCUCUUUGAGACAGGAGCGGGCACAGGAGCGGGCGCAGGAGCGGGCGCAGAAGCGGGCGCAGGAGCGGGCGCAGGAGCGGGCACAGGAGCGGGCGCAGGAGCCGGCGCAGGAGCCGUCGCAGGAGCGGACACAGGAGCCAUCGCAGGAGCCGGCGCAGGAGCCGUCGCAGGAGCGGACACAGGAGCGGGCGCAGGAGCCGGCGCAGGAGCCGGCGCAGGAGCGGGCACAGGAGCCGAUCGCCGCCAAGAUCCACAAGAAGAGAGGCCUCUGGAAGCGACUUAGGACAUUCUUCUGCUGUUGAAUAUAAUUUUUUACAGAGACCUGUUCGCAUCUGAAAUGGAUGUGGAUACAGCCACAUUUGUCGAUGUGAUUUGUAAAUAUUUUUCAUAAUGUAUCAAGAGUUAAGAUUAUAAUGUCCUUUUUUUAUUGAGGUACUGUUUGUUGCGAAUGUAAAUAAAUAUUCUGAUUCUGACUUA